This is a messenger RNA of Diachasmimorpha longicaudata, 2352 nucleotides long. RefSeq lists its product as uncharacterized. The record is from RefSeq and is a predicted model, not a curated record. The coding region runs from base 1 to 2352 and encodes 783 amino acids. The transcript is spliced from 2 exons. NCBI's taxonomy places the organism in Eukaryota, Metazoa, Arthropoda, Insecta, Hymenoptera, Braconidae.
AUGGCCUCCUUUGAGGUUACCAUGGGGCUGAAUGCAUCGAGGGGUGCAUUCAUCGAAAGGGUACAUAAGGAACUGCUCGGUGAUGAGGUGGACCAGCUCACCAUAACAUCCUUGCAUGCCAAGCUGGAUAUCCUCGAAACUUAUUGGGAGAAGUUCGAGGCUACUCAUGAGAAACUCGUCGGAGGGAGCUCAAAGGUGGAAAAUGUCCUGGAACUGGAGUAUUUUCGGGAGCACCUCUUCGACCGCACCAUUGUGCAUUAUCACGAGGCUAAGGGGAUUUUGACUCAGCUCAUUGACAGGAAGGGCGUGUCCACCAGCUCACGCCGCUCUGCUGCAGGAGGAACCGCUCAACCAUCAACGGCUAAAAGGUGCCUGCCAGAAAUUGCUCUCCCUAAAUAUUCUGGCGUAUUCUCGGAAUGGCGGUCCUUCCGAGAUUUGUUCAGCUCAUUGGUCGGCUCAAACCCAGAUAUUCCAAACGUGGAGAAGAUGCACUACUUGAGGACGAGCCUCAAGGACGAGCCAGCUCGCAUCAUCUCCAACAUCACCAUCUCGGAUGAUUCAUUUGCUUCAGCUUGGGAACUGCUCCUUACACGCUACGAAAAUAAGCGCCUCCUCGUCUCGGCGCAGCUCGAGCGCCUACUCAACCCACCAGGCAUGACCGCUCACAGUGCUCGAGAGUUAAAUACCCUGUUGACCACUGUCGCCGAAGCAUUGAACGCUCUGGAGGCAUUAGGGUCACCGACUGCUCAUUGGGACCAGGUCCUCGUUUCUGUGGUAUCCAAACGGCUCAGCUCGAAGCUCCGAGAAGCAUGGGAAGUGAAAGUCGGGUCGUCCACCGACUUCCCCAGUUUUUCAGCCUUCAAGGACUUCCUCACCGGGAGGGCUCGUGCCAUGGAGAGCAUGGAGAUUAACACGCCCGCUCGCUCCACGGAUCAGGCUACGAGGCCCCCCACCGUCAGCUCAAGAAGGCCUCCCUUGUCGGUCAAGGUGCAUCACGCAGCUGCUCCACAGCCACAACAGGCCAGGCCAACUCCCAGGAAAACUUCAUCAGGGAAAGUGACCUACCCCUGCUCAAUGUGUCAGGCAGACCACUAUCUGUCAACCUGCACAUCAUUUCGUCAGCUCACUGGUCCAGCUCGUCGGGAGAUAGUGGAACGGUACUACCUCUGCUACAACUGUCUCGGUCGUCACUCAGUCAAGGACCGCAGAUCGCAGACGAGAUGCCAGCUCUGUGGAGGUCUCCAUCACACGAUGCUACACUCCACCUCGACCACAGCUCCACCUAAGCCCAGUCACGGGCCAUCUUCUAGGACCGCUCAAGGUACCGCUCAAAACCAAGCCGCAUCAUCAUCAGCUCGACCAUCUGGGGUACCAAUGGUCACGUACACCUACGGGGAUGGGGUCACUACUAUUGCCGUUUCGUGCUCAGCUCGUCAGCUCGAUUCUGGAAUUCCUGGUUGCCGUCCUGGGGUACUUCUGGCCACGAGUCUAGCAUAUCUCGUGUGUCCAGAUGGGGCCGCUCAUCGCAUUCGUCUGCUCAUCGACCCAGGAUCAGAAAUAUCUCUUAUUGGGGACCAGAUUGUGCGUCGUCUGGGACUUACUAGGUCCAAGACUUCACUACUCAUUUCCGGAAUCGGAAACUCGGCAUCUGGGCCGGCACUAGGCAAGGUACCGCUCACCAUACAGUCCACUCAUUCUUCAUUUCAGCUGAGAGUCACGGCCUAUGCUCUCAGCCAGCUCACCACGUCGUUACCGACGUUUACACCCGGACAGCUCAAGUGGGAUCAUCUUGAAGGGUUACAACUCGCUGAUCCCAGCUUCCUGGCACCAGCACCAAUUGACGUCCUACUUGGUGCUGACGUCUACGGUCAGCUCAUCCUGCCAGAGGUCAUCACGCAUGACCCAGGUUCACCAUCGGCUCAGCUCACUCGACUCGGAUGGGUCAUCUUCGGGCCCACUGAAAGUGUUGCGUUAACUCACACGGCCACAGCUCACCUUGCGGUAUCCAAUGAGGACCUCGAUGGCUUACUCACCAGGUUCUGGGUCCAGGAAGAGGUUCCUGAGACUUCAGAGGUACAGCUCACCGACGAGGAAGCUCAAUGCGAGGAACACUUUCGGCGGACACACACCAGGGACUGCUCCGGACGUUAUAUUGUCCGGUUACCGCUCAAGGCUCCGCCCUCAGUGCUUGGGGAUUCACGAGCGUCUGCGCUCGCAUGCCUUCACCGACUGCUCAGGAAGUUCUCCCGUGAUGAGGAAUACCAUCAACUCUAUACAGACUUCCUCAAGGAAUAUGAAACCCUUGGCCAUAUGCGCCGGGUCUCCGGACAGCUCACUCAGACAGCUCAUUGA